CCAUGGGUACGAAACACAUUGAAAGGGUCCAUGGCUAGGGAGUCCAGUCCACCAGGUUUCUUGAACAACCGUCCAACACGGCUAGGGAUGAUGCUUGUCAAAACAGAACUGUGUGGGUGAUAACAGUAUUCGCUAUAGAACGAGUGUGUUGUUUAACGAGUAUUGAAUUGGCCGGAACUGCUGCUGAGCAUUCUCGCAGUUAAUAAUGGGGAAGGAAGACGAUCUCUGGGACGACUCCGCUCUCAUCCACGCCUUCGACGAUGCCAUCUCCAACUACAAGACUAUGCAGGGUAGAGGGCAAAAUGACAGCUCCAAGGCAGGAGGAGAAGUUGUGGGCAGCAUGGAAGAAAGUUUAUCAACUUUUGUUGAUGGAAUUCAUGAGCCUAGAUUCCCUAGAAGAUCUGCACAAGCAGAUGACAACAGCAAUGUUGCAUCAAAUGCCACAACAGAAGUGGGCGAGACUUCUAAUCUUCCGGAAGACCAAAAAAAUCAUGCCGUGGACUCAUUUGCCCAGGAACCAAAUGUAGUAUCGACAUCUGGUCAACAUGUGCAAGAUGUACAUCAGGACUAUUCAAAUACACAAGGUGCAGGAGAUUAUACCCAACUAGUGAACCAGUAUUAUGAGAUUGAAGAGCAGAGGCAAAAGAUUCUGCAGCAACUUCAGCCGUUUGGAAGUUGGGAUUACCAAGGCUCUAGCGUGCAGUGGGAACAGCCAGUCUCUGCAAGCCAAUCUUCUUACCCAGCUGUUGUUGCUUCAUGUUGCCCAUAUGUUGGUCAGUGUCUGGUGGCUCCAUGUUCUUUUGGUGGGACUUGUGUUUGUAGAACUUGUGAGGCCUCUUCUGGAAUAGGUCAUAAUGGAAACCCACCUUCUUUUGAAGAUGGUGAUAUUGCCAAGACAGCGAUGGGAGCUGCAGAAAAAGCAUUGUCCUGCUUGAAGACAAAAGCUUCUGAGAAAGCAGAAGAGAGCCAUGAAGGACAAGCGGAAGGAAAGGCCAUUCGUGAAACAGACCUUACUGAUGUUUUUAAUGCUUGGUAUUCUGCAGGCUUCUAUACUGGCAAGUACCUUGCGGAGCAGUCUACUGCAAAGAAGCGCCAUGAGUCAUGACAAAGCAGGCAUUCAACCACAUCGCCAAACGGUGGAAAUGAAUAGUUUGAUACGCCUUAUGAAGAGUUGGGGUCCUUGGGGAUAGUUUGAUGUGUGAAAUGAAGUCCAGGGCAUAUCAUUAGCGUUUGUUGCAUCUUUAAUGUUCUAUCAUCACAGCUAAUGAAAAUUUCAAAAAAAAAAAAAAAAAAAUUCUUCUGUGAUUAGGCUGUUGGAAGACAACAGAGUUUUAAUGCAGGUCUUUUGGUGUGUUGGAAUAUGAUUUGAUCAACUGCUUUUCUUUCGUGUGUGGCUUAUAAAAGGUUUUUGAUUUGAUA
This is a messenger RNA of Rhododendron vialii, 1419 nucleotides long. RefSeq lists its product as uncharacterized. Bases 206 to 1105 code for a protein of 299 amino acids. NCBI's taxonomy places the organism in Eukaryota, Viridiplantae, Streptophyta, Magnoliopsida, Ericales, Ericaceae. The record is from RefSeq and is a predicted model, not a curated record. The transcript is spliced from 5 exons.